Molecule: messenger RNA, 408 nt
Organism: Dioscorea cayenensis subsp. rotundata (Guinea yam)
Lineage: Eukaryota; Viridiplantae; Streptophyta; Magnoliopsida; Dioscoreales; Dioscoreaceae
Exons: 2
Coding region: 1-408 (135 amino acids)
Source: RefSeq, a predicted model, not a curated record
AUGCCCAAGUAUGCAAAGUUUAUGAAAGACCUCCUGAUUAACAAGCGAAAAUUGGAGGAAUUAGAAACAGUUGUAUUACCACAGAACUGCUCUGCGAUGAUUCAGAGGAAACUCCCUAAGAAGUUGACUAACCUAGGGAGUUUCAGUAUUGCAUGUAUGAUUGGGGAAGGCAUGCAAGAAAAGGCCUUGGCAGAUUCUGGGGCCAGCAUCAAUGUGAUGCCCUACAAGCUAUUUUUGAAGCUGGGAUUGGAAGACAUGAUCCCUACAAGGAUGACAAUACAACUUGCAGACCGGUCCAUACAGGCUGUAUACGGCCCUUAUGGACACUUGUGGCUGGUUUCAGGGACUUGCAUUUGUCAUGGAGGCCGCAAGAGACCCUCCCACGAGGACCACAGCCCAGUGGCCUGA